Penicillium canariense is the source of this 2019-nucleotide messenger RNA. RefSeq lists its product as uncharacterized. Gene Ontology annotation, biological process: positive regulation of cytokinesis. Lineage: Eukaryota; Fungi; Ascomycota; Eurotiomycetes; Eurotiales; Aspergillaceae. Bases 1 to 2019 code for a protein of 672 amino acids. Gene Ontology annotation, cellular component: centrosome; microtubule; spindle pole. The record is from RefSeq and is a predicted model, not a curated record. The transcript has a single exon.
AUGGAUGGGCCACCACCUCCGCCGCCGCAUGGCGAGAACCCUCAUACCACCGACGGCGAGUACCGCAAAUCCUCCGACCUGCCGCCUGGCAACUACGAUAUCUUCAUCGUCCCCCCGCACUCCUCCGGCUCCGGCUUCCUAUACCUCCCUUCUCUGCAAUGCCACCGAAAUAGCUUCAUCGCAGGCGCCGCAAGCAUGCUCUUGGUGGUCUUGAUCUGGUCCGCUAUCGCACCGGUCGUUAAGACCUGGUACGUCACAACCGUGUCAAGUAAUAACAAUAUGGGAAUGGUAGUGGUUGCGCUCGGAGUGGGUGUUGCCGGGUGGGCUUUUGGCAUGUCUCAAUCGGACAAUUCCAAUAGCACCGGCUACGGUGGGAAACGAUUCAGCGGUGGCUUCGGCGGUUUCGGGGGCUCCGGCAGGCAAAAUGCUCACGGCCAGUCUUCCGGGGCCAACCAUGGCAAUCAAUCAGGACAACAGCAGUACGGUGGCAAUGGUGGAUCGGGUCAACAGCAGCAGCAGCAAGGAGGAAACUUUGGAGGUGGCCAGAGCCGUGGCAACCAGUAUGCUGGCAAUCAACACGGCUCCGGGGCUGGUUCCGGGGCUGGUCCUGGCGCUCCUCCAAAGUCGGACCAGAACAAUCAUGGCCCAAAUGGGGCUGAAUGGGAGAAGGCACGGGAAGAGACGAAACGCAAGGAGGAGCUGCGCCGAAAGAUGGAGGAGUUCAAGCGCAAGCGAGAGGCGGAAGCUAAGGAGAAGGAAAGGAAGCGUGAACGCGAGGCAAUGGAGAAGGAGUUGAAAGAGCGUCGUGAACAACUAGAGCGCGAAAUGGCUGCCGCGAGAGAGAAAGCUGAGAGAGAGGCUCGCGAACGGGCGGAGAAGGAAGCCGCCGAAGCUCGCGCGAAGCAAGAAAAAGCAGCUGCGGAGGCUAAAGCCGAGGCUGAGAGGCGUGAGGCAGAAGCAAAGGAGAAGGCUGCCAAGGAGGCUGCUGAAAAGGCGGCAGCAGAAAAGGCGGCGGCCCAGAAGGAAGCCAUGGCCAAGUUUGCUGCUCUUAAGGAAGCGGCGGCCAAGAGGUACGCUGAGAAAAAGGCGCAGGAAAGCAAGAAAGAGGCGCCACCACCGAAGGCUGGAAGCGCAACAAGCGCACCCCGGACACCCUCGCCCCAGAAGCCGCCCUUUCCAACGGCCAAAACCACCAUCGGCGAAGAUGAUGCUUAUUCCUUUCGGCCCUAUGACCGUCCGCGACGGCCGUACGGGCAAGCAUCUGGGUCUUCGGCGUACUCUGAAUCAUCAUAUGCUCCCUCUCAGUCGACAGCACGUACCACACCUCCACCGUCGCAUCGGGGCACUUAUUCCACCAAGGAUCCAGACAAAAUCGUGAUUCUGGGUGUAUACCAAUUCACCAACGCCUUCAUGAAGACGCCGGUGGCACAGCUUGUCUCCGGACAGGGCAUGGUCACCGAAGGACUCGUACUGCGAAUCACGACCGAAGGACUGUUCGUAGACGACGACCUUCGUGGAGUCGGACAGCGUGAAUGGGAUGUCAAAGCGUGGACUCUCAAGCUGACAGAGGUGUGGUGCCCCCAGAUGGGAGCGCCGCAGGCUUCGAAACAACCAGCGUCCAGCAAUCCAUUCUCCUUCCGUCGCAGUGGAUCCGCGCACACGGUGCCUACGAACGAGGAAUCGGACGCAUUCACCGCCAACCUGCUCAAAGUCUGCAAGAACACGUGCCGUCUGGCCUCGCCGAGUGCGUGCUUUGCUCGCAGUGCCGCGGCGAGCGGCAUAGACGGUGGACCGGUGCACCCGCCCCAGGCAGAGUUCCGCGGUCUCCACGUCCUCCGCGCCAGUCUGCGGGAUCAAGAAGGCAAGCGAUACGUCUUUGUCCUGCAAGAUACCGAGGCCUGGAAAGUCGCAAUCGGCCUCCAGCGUCUCCGUGGCGGUGCCCUCGUCCGCGCCCUGGGUGUCACGGCCCUGCCGGUCUCAGACUGCAAGAGCAUGCUCGGCGGCCUGGGCUAUAUAUGA